This is a messenger RNA of Camelina sativa (false flax), 1154 nucleotides long. The record is from RefSeq and is a predicted model, not a curated record. Lineage: Eukaryota; Viridiplantae; Streptophyta; Magnoliopsida; Brassicales; Brassicaceae.
GCUGAACGUUCUCCAACAAAGUUGAAGAGAUUGUGAUGGGCGGUGAAGACAGAAUCAGUGAGUUGUCGGACGAUCUACUCGUAGAGAUAUUAUUGUUUCUUCCGACAAAAGAAGCAGUGGCCACAACGUUUUUGUCAAAACGAUGGCGGUUUGUCUGGAGAAAGUUGCCUAGACUUGACUACAAAGAAACGGGAAACAGUAGUAGCAAGAGCGUCUGGUGGUUUCUUGACGAGUCAAUGGGAUUUCACAAUGCACCUUCAGUAGAAAAUUUGCGUAUUAAUCUCGGUGUACAAUGUCCCGUUGAUGCUGAUGUUGCAACGUGUGUUGCAAAAGCAGUUGAUCGCUGUUUGCGUAAGCUAUACUUCUACCUCGACUGGUUUAGCGAGCGGAUCACAAUGCCGAAGAGUCUUUACACGUGCAAAACGCUUACGGAAUUGAUCCUCAUGGGUAAGAUUCUUGUGGAUGUUCCUUGUGAGGCUGAUCUCCCAUCACUUUACAAGCUUGUUCUUAACAAUGUUGUAUUCAAAGACGAAGAUUCUCAUGUCAGGCUUUUAUCAAGUUGCCCCGUUCUCAAGGAUCUGGAUGUGACUCGACCUGAUAAUGUGGAUGAUAAUGUGAGAAAGUUCACUGUGAAAGUGCCUUCUCUACUGAGAUUAACUUAUAUGAGUUUGUUCUUUCAGGAAGACGAUGAUGAUGAUAGCGAUGUGUCAUUGGUUAUAGACACCCCAGAUUUAGUAUAUCUCGACAUUAUUGACGGAUUGGAAAACUCCUCUUGCUCGAUUAACCAUAUGCCUCGCCUUAUGAGAGCACUUAUUGAUGUUGAUUUUUACCCUGAUGACAAUUUUCUGACAUCUCUUUCAUCGAUCGAGUAUCUUGAGCUAUCUCCUGGUGAAGAUCAUACAAUCGUUCCAUGGUGCAACGCCGUUAUUUACACUCUACUUAAAGAGUGUAUCAUAAGUCGAUUUCACCCGGACUUGUGUGAAUCACUUGUGGUUUUGCUCUCUAAUUGUCCUAAACUAGAGGUUUUAAUGGUCGACUCCAAAUAUAAGUUUUUUCCUUCGUAUGCGUUCCAACCGGGUUCUGUUCCCAAAUGCUUGUCGUCUCAUCUCAUGAUCUUUAAAUGGAAAGCAUACGAAGGAACAGAAGUUGAAUAA